Molecule: messenger RNA, 743 nt
Organism: Habropoda laboriosa
Lineage: Eukaryota; Metazoa; Arthropoda; Insecta; Hymenoptera; Apidae
Gene: Lipt2
Product: putative lipoyltransferase 2, mitochondrial
Exons: 1
Coding region: 27-743 (238 amino acids)
Biological process (GO): protein lipoylation
Cellular component (GO): mitochondrion
Molecular function (GO): lipoyl(octanoyl) transferase activity
Source: RefSeq, a predicted model, not a curated record
UGCAAAACAAAUACUUUUGGUCCAUUAUGCCUAUGAAAACGGUUAAAGUUCUAUGGGCAGGCAGAUUAAAUUAUAAAUCAGGACUCAAAUUACAAACAAUAUUAUCCAAUCAGCAUCAUCAACAAUUAAAGAAAGAUAAUUGUAAUACAUUAAUAUUAGUUGAACAUAAUCCAGUAUUUACAGUUGGAAUUAGAGAUAAAGAGUAUACAGCAGAAGAUGAACAAAGAUUAACAAAUUUAGGUGCAGAAUUUUAUAGAACAAAUCGAGGUGGUCUUAUAACUUUUCAUGGACCUGGUCAACUGGUGGCCUAUCCUAUAUUAAAUUUAAAACAAUUUAAAAAUAGCAUUAAAUGGUACGUUUGCCAGAUAGAAAAUAUGAUUAUACGUUUGUGUGCAGAAUUCGGUAUUAAAGGUGAAACAUCUCCAAAUACGGGUGUAUGGGUAAAUGAUAAAAAAAUUUGUGCAAUUGGAAUUCAUGGAUCUCGUUAUAUAACAACACAUGGUUUAGCUCUAAAUUGUAAUACAGAUUUAAGUUGGUUUAAUCAUAUUGUGCCUUGUGGAAUCAAAGGAAAGGGUGUAACAAGCAUUAGCCAAGAACUUAAUACAAAUGUCACUAUUCAAGAUGUAUUACCAUUAUUUCAGAAUACUUUCAAAGAUCAGUUUAAAUGUUCAUUAAUUGAAUACCCAGUAGAAGAGUCUUCACAGCUACUUAAGUUUGUCAACAGUAGAGAUACUGAUGCAUAA